Messenger RNA from Mugil cephalus (flathead mullet), 6368 nucleotides. RefSeq names its product LIF receptor subunit alpha a (gene lifra). The transcript has 17 exons. Gene Ontology annotation, molecular function: cytokine binding; cytokine receptor activity. Gene Ontology annotation, cellular component: external side of plasma membrane; signaling receptor complex. Lineage: Eukaryota; Metazoa; Chordata; Actinopteri; Mugiliformes; Mugilidae. The record is from RefSeq and is a predicted model, not a curated record. Gene Ontology annotation, biological process: cytokine-mediated signaling pathway. The coding region runs from base 288 to 3278 and encodes 996 amino acids.
CCACUCCCUGGAGCCCUGGGAACGGUCAAAGUGCACAGCGACACGGGGGUGGGAUCGUGAGGAUACGAAGCCCGUAUAAAAAUAUCUUCCUUUCUAACAAGGCGCUGGAUUUCUUCUUUAUAGAGAGAAGAGAUUUCUUUCUAUCGCUGAGAAGAGAUUUCCUCCUAUACCAGAGAGCUGUCUUCGCCUGGCCUCCCCACCUCCUGAUGGGUUUUAUGGUGUAGCUGCAGCGGAGACGGACCAUAGCUCUGUGAUCUGCGGGCCAGAGGCUCGGCCAGUUGAUAAUCAUGCCCCGCUCGCGUGUCGGCGCCCCAACGACGAAGCCCAACCGCAACCUGGUCUUGCUCACGUUGGUCCUCCUGGACCUCCUGACUGUGUGCACUCAUGCUAAAGCGGGUUUUGCAGUUCUCACCGUACCCCAGGGGGUGAGCCUCACGAGCAACGCGCCCGCACGGCAGCUCACCGUAUCCUGGUCGGGAGGAGCCGCCACGAGCUUUGACAUCAUCAUCCUGAGAACCGAAUUCAAUGAAACUGUCUUCUACGAGACGAUUUCUGUAACGGCGAAUCCGGGGAGCGGCUUGCGCCAGUGGAACUGGACCUCAGUGGAACCUCUGGAGUGUACCUCGCUGUCGGUCAGAAUCCGCUCAAGAGAUGGACAGGCAACAAGUCAAUGGAGCAAAGCUGCAAUACUUCCAGGAAAAGAUCUCCCCACCAAUGAAGCAUUUGCAAUAUACCCCCAGGAACUGAUUUUGCCCGUGGGGACCAACAUCACCUACUGCUGCAUUGUACCAGAGGGGAAGACCUUCAGGGAAAUCAUGUACGGCGCAAACAACGUGAGUGCAACGCGGCUGAGCAGGCGAACUUAUGCCACUACGCUGGUUAACCUGGAGCCGUCUGUCCCCCCGGGCGCCAACGUCGUUUGCCGGUUGAAGCAGCCGAUAGAAGAAGCGACGCAACUGGCUGGAACAGUCAUGUUUGUUGGAUAUGCUCCUCUGCUCAGUGAUUUCACAUGUGAGACUCAGGACUUAACCACAGCCGUGUGCCGCUGGAAUGAAAGACGACACACUAACUUGUAUGGCAAACGACAAACACGCUACUUUGUAAACAACAGAAGCUGUGCUGGGAUAAACCCCCUGUCGAAAUGGAAGGAGUGGCAGGCGGGCGAGUGGGAAGGUAACUGGACACUGCUUGCCGUGAAUCCCCUCGGUCAGUACAACCUCACCGACUCUGCCGAGCUCAGUCACAGAGUGUGUCCGGUAGCGCCAGUCGGCCUGAGCGCCGUGGCGCACGCCUUUAACGCCACCGUGCUGUGGCAGUGGAAAUACGACGGCUAUUCCUCCCUCGCUCUUGUCUGCGAGGUAGAGCUCACCACUCAAGACAACGACAAAGUGAAGAGUAACUUCUCCGGUGUGGGGCUGCGGUCUGUGGCUCUGUCUGGCCUGCAUGCUGACGAGAUGUACAAGAUUCAAGUGCGCUGCGGUGCCCAGCAGAAUUUCUGGAAGUGGGGAAGUUGGAGCAAACUUUUCACCUUCAGAACCAAAAGAUAUGUUCCAGAUGCCCCUGACGUGUGGAUGAGGAUGAACAAAGACUACACCGGACAGGUCUUUUGGAAGCCUCUGACACGAAGGCAGAGCCAUGGUCAGAUCACAGGUUACGAAGUUACUUUCUGGAACCCUGAGGAGAAUCCACAGCACACAGAAAUCCUGUCACCGGACACUCACACGGUGUCGGUCAAUCUCACACAGAUGGCUUCCUUCAGCAAUGACCACGCGGUCAUAGCAUCUGUCGUUGCGAAGAACAUUGAAUGGGAGUCUCAACCUGCAAGUGUAGUUCGACGUUUGAGAGAAGAGGAGCCUCUUGCUGUGUCCAGGGUUGUUUAUACAGAUCACGGUUUCCCUCUGUUCUGGCCGAGCAACGUCAGCACAGCCGACUGCAGUUACGUGGUGGAGUGGCAUAAUGACUCCUGUACGUAUAACUGCCCUGUGGAGUGGGUCAAGGUGGCCGCUGGGAGCACUAAUGUCUCCAUCGAGUCAGAUCACUUCUGGCCUGGUGUGAGAUACAACUUUACUCUGUACGGCUGCCCCUCGGAUUCUUCAGAACUCCUGCACCGUUGGCAGGGAUACGCGCAGGAGCUGGUGCCUUCCAGCUCCGUCCCCCUGUCAAGCCGCCAGGAGGGCUCCAAUGUCGUCCUCACCUGGGGAGAGAUUCCACUCAGGGACAGGAAGGGCUUCAUCCUGGGCUAUAAUGUUUACAUCAACAACGGCUCACAGCUCACACUUCUAGCCAAUCUGCCCGACCAAGCAGCGAGGAACUACAAAGUGAAGGGGCUCUCUGAUGACUCCUAUAAAUUUACUGUUAAGGCCUACACCUCAGCGGGCGAGGACACGGGCACCACUGUCUCCAUAGAGCUGGAGCCGUACAGUGACGGACUGAUUUUUGAAAUCCUCGCUUCUCUGUCAAUCGUGACAUUAUUGCUGAUCAUCGUCACCUUCUUUUGCUACAAGAAAAGACAAUGGGUGAAAGAGGCAUUGUAUCCAGACAUACCUGAGCCCAAGCUACCUAAUGAUUGGUCCAGGACACAGCGGCCGCUGGACGUGAAGCCGUCUCCCCACAGCAUGGUUCACGUCGUGGGAAAGCAAGAGUGGGAUUCUAGCAAGGAAGCGCUUGUCGUUAUUCCCGAAGAAGACGAGGACGAUGAAGGGCAGGGGAUGGGAGACGAGCCGCUUGACACGGACGAGCCCACGUCACUACGCUACUACAACCAGGUGAUAGACGAGCGGCCCAUAAGGCCGCGUUUCCCGGACUCCUCCGAUUCCUCCGCGUCGUCUUUGGAUUCUGCAAACACCGACGUGACGUACACAGGGAUCCAAACCUCGGGGUCUUCACUGGUCUUCCAGUUGGAUCCGCAGGGCUACUCCGAGGCCCAACAACCCCACCCAGAUCAGCCCGUCAGCUGUGGAGACGGAGGAGGGGGUUACCGGCCCCAGAUGCAGCCGAAAGAUGCGAGCGAUGACACGGGUCUAGCUUCGCCUGAGCCCUUCCUAGAGCCCCAGGCGUCCAGUGCCGGCGGCUACAAACCUCAGAGCUCUUGGCAGCUGGACUCCCCCGCUGAGGACGGGGAAAGGUGCAGCUUGGCACCCUCGCUUGGGUCGCCCACCUCCGUCGCCUCCACUCAGUUCCUCCUCCCCGACGGGGAUCAGUCCGAGGAGGAGAAGCGGCAGCAGCCGUCAUCUGCAGCGACCUGGUUCACCAAUCUGCUGUCAUCCUCAAAACCGUGAUAUCAUCUCUCUCACUGCUGGCAGCCAGUCCAGGGGGUUAGUGUAACGCUCUAUUAUUCAUCAUUGUUACCAGUGUCAUGUAUCAACAUACCUAACCUGCACGGUCUGGUAGAUUGAUGUAGCACUACGCUCUUACAGUUCAAUUGGCAGAGGGUUAAUAAUAUUUUUUAAACAUACAGAAGUGCGUGUUGUUCUCUCGUCCAUGGAAAUAUGAGAGAUCAAAUCUGUAUAUUUAUAUAUCAAAACAUUUCUAUUCCGACAAGAAAUCUCUUGCAAAGAUUUCUUAAUACCUCUUUCAUCUGUAUUUAUUGCGCCCCCUGGUACUGUGGUGGCUGCCAGGUUCCGCUCACUGCCUUUUUUUCUGUGAUACGCUGUAACGGGCAUUUUGUGAAGGCACACCUGCGUUUCAGUUGUCGGCAUGUCCGCGGUUUUCAACUUGCAUUUCAGAUGUUUUUAUCGAAUUUGUUUUGCGUCAUGAACUUCACCGCACCGCAGAAGAAAACUGGCAGGAAAAGAGCGGGAAAAAUGCAAAGAACGUUACUGGACGACCGCUGCAGAAGAACAAUUUCAAUACAUGGACGCUAAGUGGAGGGGAAAAUGUCCUUCACGCUACACUGUCCAUCAUGUCUUGUGGUGAUCUUGCCUGCUUUAUGAUAGCCUAUGGCUGUGUGAAAGGAGAAAAAGAAAAGAAAAGAAAAAAAAAAGAUGUUCCCAUAUAUACAGAUUUUAUUUUUCACAUACAGGUAACUAUGAGAUGUCAAUGGAAACAUGAACCUAUGAGUCAUUAUUUUACACAGAUACAGGAGUGGUGCUUUCUGUUAAAGUCUGGAACCGUGUGGGUGAUGAGCCCAUUGGAUUAUACACUGAUAUAAGCUAGAAGACAAAUAAUUACUCUGGUGUAAUUUAAUGAACAAAUACUACUAUGUUACUUUUUAAAAUGUUUUUAUUUUGUCUUCCUUAACCAGUAGAGUUUAUUUUUCUGUACUUUUAGUUUGUUAUUACGAGACGCUUUUCACCGUCAGGCCAGUUUCCUUUUGUUUGCUAUGUGUCGUACGUCGCCCUCGAGUUGAUUACUUUUUAGUGAACUUGUGUGGGUAAUGAUUAAGUGAUGAUCAGUUUUUAAUUUGCCUUGAUAAAGCUUCCAGUGAUUUGCCCCCACCGUGUCACAUAUCACACACUGCCUUAAUCUGACCUGUUUGCUAAAGGAUGUCUUGUGGCAGCGCAGUCCACAACUGAUAAGAAAUGCACGAACAUAUAGAUUCCACUGGCACGGAGUGUAAUGUGCAAAGGAUAUUUGUUUUAUCAAUUUGCGUUAAGGAGUUGGGCCGACUGCUUUUUAUGCAAAUGCAAGUCUUCUGCGUUUUCUCCAUUUUCUUCAUUUUCAAGAGAAUUAUAUUUGAUUUUCUCUGUUUUUUAGGGAGAUUUUAUGUUACACUAAAUUUUAUUUCUUUUGUUUUUUUGUUUUUUUGCCUUCUUUUCUUUAAAUAUGGCCUUUUUUUUAUUGCAACUUUGUCCCGAAACCACCUUCAAAGUUUUACGGUUGGAAAAAAGGGACCAAGGUGAUUAUUUACAAUUUACAGAAAUCCUACCAUUUGGCUUUUGUUUACUAAAACAUUUGGGAAAACUACCUUGACAGCACUUGAUCUUGUCCAUUGUGAUUGAGAUCACUCGGGUUCAGUGUGUGUGUGUGUUUGUGUGAGUGUUGAAGUUUGCCCGUCAGGUCGAGGCUUCCCAAAAGUAUCUAUAUGCAAGGCUUAUUGAUUGACACACUACUCCAGUAAACAGGCCAUUUUUAUUUUCUCCUCAGGCCCGGCUCGCCCGUGUGGCAGCCUGUGGUCUACUGGUUCUCAGUGCCUCCAGCCGACAAGCUUUAAGUAAAACUACUGUGACAUUAAUUAAUGACGUAUACGAGCUACGAUAAAUAUCUUUACAGAUGAACUGGUAAUGGGGGAGGGAGUCGGUCCUCUUUGACUACUGAGAAAAGUAUACCUUCUCCUUUCUUUGUCUUUCUAGAGCUGAUCUCGAAUUUAUUCGUGGGAAAAAUAAAGAAGCCUUUUUUAGCCAGUCAAGUUGAAUAAGAGUGAGCCACCGACAUAGCUGUGCAUGAGAUCAGCAAUUGCUUCAGGGCAGUUGUAAAGGGUGGAUGUAGUUUUGAGUAUUUAAACCUGGCUGCGGAUUGUUUUCCUUUGAGGCGUGCUUUGUUGUGCGACCAGGGCUUUGAAGAUGCGUCACAUGGUAUAUGUUACAUGAUUUAUGUUGAUUUGAAUCAACAAAAUGGCACCUUUUUACUUUUUUCUUUUUUUAAUGCAAACAACUGUACAUAAUUGUAAUUUUACUUGUGUGCUCUUUACAGUACAAAAUCUUUUGUUGCUUUACAUUAGAUGGCAUUAUAUUCCCUGUACUAUAAGGCUGACUAGCCAGUUUUCGUGACGGAAAUUAAGGCACUGUUUGUGUUGAUAACAGCAGAUAUGCAGUAGAAUUCUAUUAAAAAUAUAAAACUAGUCGUGCUCUAAAACACGUGGCAGUAGCGUUUCUGAAAUGUAAGCUGAACUCGAAUUUUGUUUUUGGUGUUGCUUAAUUUGCAUUGCUACCUUAUCGUGGCAGCAUCGCUUUGCCAGAUAAAGUAUCAACAGAGCCAGAGUACUCAGUGUGUACUCACCUGCUGGCAUGCGGUUUUCCCUUUCAGUGUGUGACCGUUUUUCCAUCCUCCGCCCACGCUUUUAGUCAGAUCCUCUGUUUUCUCCCAUCUGUGCAACAGUCUAAACAAUUGCCACAUAUUCAUUUCUGGCCUGGCCCUUGAUGGUUUUGUGAAAUUGAUGCAUGCUGUAUAAAACUAAAACCCUAUGCUUAUGUUACGCUAUGGCUUUAAAACACUAACACUGACACUAAUGUUGCGCAUGACAACACGACUGAAGUAUUGUGCAUUUGAAAUCUCGUCUUCAUCUCUGAAAAUGCUUUAAAGUUUGUGAUAUUUUGCAGAUUAUUUUAUUAUUAAUUGAAUGAAAAUGGAAAAAAAAAAUGUAAACACUAAUAACAGAAACUGAUAUGUUACUUGUUUAAAGGCAAUAAAGUUAUUUGUCUGGCAACCUG